AUUACGUUUCCCCGCCCUCUCCGCCGCCGCCACCGGGUCCUAGGAAGAUGGCGAAGGUCACAGAGCGUUACGACGUGACUUGGGAAGAAAUGCGAGAUAAAAUGAGAAAAUGGAGAGAAGAAAACUCAAGAAAUAGUGAACAAAUCAUGGAAGUUGGAGAAGAAUUAAUUAAUGAUUAUGCUUCUAAGCUUGGGGAUGACAUUUGGAUCAUAUAUGAGCAGGUGAUGAUUGCAGCCCUAGAUUAUGGUCGGGAUGACUUGGCAUUGUUUUGUCUUCAGGAGUUAAGAAGACAGUUCCCUGGUAGUCACAGAGUAAAGCGGUUAACGGGCAUGCGAUUUGAAGCUAUGGAAAGAUAUGAUGAUGCUAUACAACUAUAUGAUCGAAUUUUGCAAGAAGAUCCUACUAACACUGCUGCAAGAAAGCGUAAGAUUGCCAUUCGCAAAGCCCAGGGGAAGAAUGUGGAGGCCAUUCGAGAGCUGAAUGAGUAUCUGGAACAAUUUGUAGGAGACCAAGAAGCCUGGCAUGAACUCGCAGAACUUUAUAUCAAUGAACAUGAUUAUGCCAAGGCAGCCUUCUGCUUAGAGGAGCUAAUGAUGAGCAACCCGCACAACCACCUGUACUGUCAGCAGUACGCGGAAGUCAAAUACACCCAAGGUGGACUUGAAAACCUUGAGCUUUCAAGAAAGUAUUUUGCACAGGCACUGAAACUCAACAACCGAAACAUGAGAGCUCUGUUUGGGCUUUACAUGUCUGCAAGUCAUAUUGCUUCUAAUCCAAAAGCAAGUGCAAAAAUGAAAAAGGACAACAUCAAAUAUGCCAGUUGGGCUGCUAAUCAAAUAAACAGGGCUUAUCAGUUUGCAGGUCGAAGUAAGAAGGAAACCAAAUACUCUCUUAAGGCAGUUGAAGACAUGUUGGAAACAUUGCAGAUCACACAGUCUUAAGGUUGCAGAGACUCUUUGACAUUAGAUUUGAAAACUGUACAGCUGAAUGUCUUGGCCUGUGACUUAUUUACUAAAUGCCAAGUGCUGUUUGCAUUCAUUUUCUUUGAAGAGGUCAGUUAUAAAGAAUGUGUUCAAAUAAACCUCAACUUGCCUUGUAUUGAUAAGCAGGGAGUUGGCGGGAGUCCAUGGAAGAGAGAUUCAAGACCUAUUGAUUGUAUAUAUGUCUUCUUGUUGCCCCAUUUACCUUAAAAAUAAACCAUGAUUUAUUAAACUCA
Alexandromys fortis (reed vole) is the source of this 1216-nucleotide messenger RNA. It is a transcript of the gene Emc2, whose product is annotated as ER membrane protein complex subunit 2. Gene Ontology annotation, biological process: protein folding in endoplasmic reticulum. Gene Ontology annotation, cellular component: EMC complex. Bases 48 to 941 code for a protein of 297 amino acids. Gene Ontology annotation, molecular function: protein binding. NCBI's taxonomy places the organism in Eukaryota, Metazoa, Chordata, Mammalia, Rodentia, Cricetidae. The record is from RefSeq and is a predicted model, not a curated record. The transcript is spliced from 11 exons.